AAAUGUCCUAAGGCACCCGUUAACAGGAUCCUUGUUAUAAGAAGUCUCUUAAACCAUAUUGUUGAGGUCUAUAUAAGUGAUCAUAGUUUGGUUUGUUUGAGUUGUCGGCUUGUCAUCCUAUCUAGUUCACACUCAUUUUCAUCACUUGACCUGCCUUUUUGUUUGUCUAUUGAAUUAUAUAAUAACACAGUAUACAGAAGAUGGGUAAUCUGCUUUGUUUUGUACAAGUUGACCAAUCCACUGUGGCUAUCAAGGAGAAAUUUGGUAAGUUUGAGGAAGUUCUUGAGCCAGGAUGCCAUUUCUUGCCUUGGUGCCUUGGAAGUCAGCUUUCUGGUCAUCUCACUCUUCGGUUACAGCAAUUGGAUGUGCGAUGUGAGACUAAGACAAAGGACAAUGUAUUUGUCAAUGUCGUUGCCUCUAUUCAAUACCGUGCCCUGGCAGACAAGGCAAGCGAUGCCUUUUACAAACUCAGCAACACAAGAAGCCAAAUCCAGGCCUAUGUGUUUGAUGUAAUCAGAGCAAGUGUCCCAAAGCUCACCUUGGAUGAAGCCUUUGUACAGAAAAAUGACAUUGCCAAAGCUGUAGAAGAUGAACUUGAAAAGGCUAUGUCUGCUUAUGGGUAUGAAAUUGUACAAACACUCAUUGUUGAUAUAGAACCUGAUGAGCAGGUCAAGCGAGCAAUGAAUGAAAUCAAUGCAGCUGCAAGAAUGAGGGUGGCAGCCAAUGAGAAGGCAGAGGCUGAGAAAAUCUUGCAAAUUAAGCGAGCUGAGGGUGAGGCUGAGUCGAAGUAUUUGUCUGGGCUGGGUAUUGCCCGCCAACGUCAAGCAAUUGUUGAUGGAUUGAGAGAUAGUGUGUUGGGCUUCUCUGUUAAUGUGCCGGGGACCACGCCAAAGGAUGUCAUGGACAUGGUUCUUGUUACCCAGUAUUUUGACACAAUGAAGGAAAUUGGUGCUGCCUCAAAAUCCUCUGCUGUGUUCAUCCCUCAUGGACCUGGUGCUGUUCGUGAUGUAGCAUCUCAAAUUCGUGAUGGACUUCUUCAGGGUUCUGUUCAACAUUAGGGUUACUUUUCCAGUUUUUCCCCCUUUGUGUAUAGAAACGAGGUCUAUGUAUGUUGAUGUUUCUCUGCAAGUUUUUCAGCGUGUUAUGUAAUCUAUCUUUAUGCAACUGUCAUGUCUGUUUGUGAAUUGAUAAUUAUUGUAAAUAGGAGACUGAAAGAUGUCUCAAGUAUGUACAGAUCUUCAAACUUGAAUAUGACGCAGCUAAAAUUGCUUCUGUUAAUAUUUCUUCCU
Messenger RNA from Quercus lobata, 1289 nucleotides. RefSeq names its product SPFH/Band 7/PHB domain-containing membrane-associated protein family (gene HIR1). The record is from RefSeq and is a predicted model, not a curated record. Lineage: Eukaryota; Viridiplantae; Streptophyta; Magnoliopsida; Fagales; Fagaceae. The transcript is spliced from 6 exons. The coding region runs from base 201 to 1058 and encodes 285 amino acids.